AUGGGAAAACGGCGGAAGGGGUUGAAGACCAAGCAGCGCGACAGGCUGCGGGAGUUUGCGAAGCGGAAGGAACGGCAGCGGGCCCUUGCAGGGCAAAACCAGGCAGGCGUAGGCCAGGAUGCGCAGCCGGCAAGGCGACAGCACCGUCCCCGCGCAGGCGAGCAAUCGGGACUUUUGGAGGCGAGUCGGGGGACGCUGGUGUCGGACCCAAGCAGCGGCCUAUCUGGGCUAGUAGCGAGCGAGCUGGAGGUGCAGCGGCAGCAGGAGGUGUGCGCAGCGGUGACGGCGGAGUCGAUGGCGACGAGCGGUAGUGGUAGUUCGUACGGAUCGACGCAGAAGCCAACGGAGGUGUACUUGACGGCGACGGCAGUAGAGGCUGCGAAGGAGGACGCGGGGGGGCUGGGCGCGACGAGGCGGAGAGUGGUGAUGGCGUCGAUGUGCUUGGGCGUCUUUUUGGCGGCGUUGGACGGCACCAUCGUGACCACGUUGCUGGACCAUAUUGCGUCCGAGUUCAACGAGCUCCCGCGCAUAUCCUGGAUUGCAACGGCGUACCUACUUUCGAGCGCGACUUUCCAGCCCUUGUACGGUAAGCUAUCGGAUAUAUUUGGCCGCCGCCCGCUGUUGGUGUUUAGUAACCUUGUGUUUUGCCUGGGCGCGCUCAUCUGUGGCAUGUCCAAAAACCUCUGGGUACUGGUAUUGGGCCGCUUCGUGGCCGGGAUCGGUGGUGGGGGUCUCACUUCGAUGUGCUCCAUCACGACCACUGACAUAGUACCGCUACGUUCUCGGGCCCUGUACCAGGGGAUAUGCAACGUCUUCUUCGGGCUGGGCACGGCGUGCGGUGGUCUGGUGGGAGGGUUGUUUGCCGACAGAGCAGUCGGAUGGCGCAUGGCCUUCCUGGUGCAGGUCCCACUCACCUUGCUAAGCACGACCGCUAUACAACUAUUCCUUACGCUCCCUAAGCCUGUGGAUGCGCACAAAGGAGCCGGACAACGCUCCAUCCCAUGGACGACCAAACUACGCAUGGUCGACUGGACCGGAACAGUUACGCUGGUGGUCUUCCUGUUCUGUUUUACGCUUGUAUGCUCACUAUACGGGGAAGACUUGCCGCACCUGUAUCUGAUCUUCGUAGUUAUCCUUCUAUCGGGCAGCUACUUCAUUUAUCACGAAUUGUAUGUGGCCACUGACCCUAUUCUUCCAAUCCGCUUUCUUGAGAAUAGAAGUGUACUGGCGGCGUCGCUCUCCAACUGGUUCUGCAUGAUGGGAAUGAUGACCACGGGGUUCUACAUUCCCGUUUAUUAUGCUAGCGUCCUCAAUAUGGGCCCGACAGAUAUCGGUAAACGCAUUGUGCCCAGCUUCUUCAGCACUGCCUUUGGUUCCCUUGGGGCAGGAUACUACAUGAAACGCACAGGCAAAUACUACUGGUUCCUGCUCGCAUUCUGCCUAGUGGGCGUUUUGGGACAGGUACAGAUCAGCUAUGUCACGCCCUCUAUCUCAACAUGGCGGCAAUACUGCCUCUACAUGAUACCGGGCUUUGGCUCAGCAGUGUUACUCACUGUCACUCUACUUGCGCUCAUUGUAGCGGUUCCGCAAAGACACCAAGCUGCAACCACAUCCAUCUCGUAUGCAUUUCGGUCGACCGGUUCUACACUGGGUGUCUCUAUCGGCGGCGCCAUUUUCCGUAACGGCCUUUCCAACCAGCUGUAUUCCAAGCUAAUGCCUUUGCAAAGUCCGGAACAUCCCGCCAGCGAACUACUUCGGAUUAUUGAGAAGGCUGCCCACUCCACAGAAUGGGUUCACAAAGAGGCUCCCGAAUUUGCGCGUCACAUUCUUAUCGACUGUUAUCAUUACGCCGGAAGGUAUACAUUCCACUUUUGCUUAGCAUGUAUGGUUUUGGCAACAGUCGCCUGCUGCUUCAUAGUGGAGUAUAAGCUCCAUGCGGGAAUACCGCGCCAAGACCGCAGAGGGAGCGUACAUUGA
Eremothecium gossypii ATCC 10895 is the source of this 1977-nucleotide messenger RNA. RefSeq names its product Vba4p (gene VBA4). Gene Ontology annotation, cellular component: fungal-type vacuole membrane. The transcript has a single exon. The record is from RefSeq and is marked provisional. NCBI's taxonomy places the organism in Eukaryota, Fungi, Ascomycota, Saccharomycetes, Saccharomycetales, Saccharomycetaceae. Gene Ontology annotation, biological process: basic amino acid transport; transmembrane transport. Gene Ontology annotation, molecular function: basic amino acid transmembrane transporter activity. Bases 1 to 1977 code for a protein of 658 amino acids.